This is a messenger RNA of Rhizophagus irregularis DAOM 181602=DAOM 197198, 1941 nucleotides long. RefSeq lists its product as uncharacterized. The record is from RefSeq and is a predicted model, not a curated record. NCBI's taxonomy places the organism in Eukaryota, Fungi, Glomeromycota, Glomeromycetes, Glomerales, Glomeraceae.
AUGUCUUUUGGUUUUGGAGGUAUUUUCAAUAAAACUGCUAAUAAUGUAGGGAUAACAGUAGAAUAUAUAGACCAAAAAACAUUGCAACCACCUCAAUUUAUUCAAUUAAAUCUUUCGGAAAACUUAUCAAAAAUUCGCCAACGACUCGAUGAUAGGGGUAUUAUCAAUUCUACAUUAUCGUUUGUAAGGAAGUAUGGUAAUAGUAGAUUUGCAGAAAUAGCGUUUGAGGAAGAAGAGAAUAUUUCUUUAGUUGAAAUUGUGCAUAAAAGCGAAGACACUCGUAUUCUAAGUUUGACGACAUGUUCAAAAUUUAAUUGGAAGGUUCUGAACCAAUUACGUAAAUUAGAUUAUGGAUGUACCAUGGCUCCUGAUGGAAUUAAGAAAGCUGACAAAAGAGCAUUUGAAAUGAAAGAUUGUAUAUUUGAAGAAAUUGGUAAUGAAGAAUGCAAAGCGGGAGAAUUUAAUUCUAGUUCAUGUGAGGAAGAAAUGAUGGAUAAAAAUUUAUUUUUUAAUGCUGAUAUUAAUGUAAAAUAUUUUGUAAAGUUAGGAAUAGGAAAAUCAUUUAAGACAUCAAAUAAUAAAACAUCUCAAGUUAAAACCGAUUCCUCUUAUAGUUUUAUAAAGUAUGGUAAAGCGUUAUUGAAAUUGAACUUUGAGCAUUUGGAAGCAACACAGGAAUUUAUUGAAGUAGUUAAAAAAGCCAUAAGUUCUGAAGAUCCUGCUGAACAAUUUAAGCAAAUUGUUAAAGAUUUCGGUCAAUUUAUUCCAACCGAAGUUAUUUUAGGUGGAAGAAUUCAUUAUGAUGAUUUUGCGAAAUCAGUUAACCUCUCUACAGAAAAAUCCGGUAAAAUAAGUGGAAAAUUAAGUAUAGAAGACCUUAAAAUAAAAAUGGGAAGAACUUCUACUCAUUUAAAAGAAAAAUCAAAUGAUUAUAGCUAUAAAUAUACGAAAAUUAUUGGAGGGAAACAACCUGAUGAUAUUAAAAAUUUAGAUAUAGGAAAUUGGGUUGGCUCUUUAAAUAAUUAUAGGCGUUGGGAUUGUAUAGAAUUUCGCAAUCCGAUUAGUAUUUUUCAGUUUUUACCCAAAGAUUUACAUGAACAAAUCAUUAAGUCUGUUGGAAUAACAAUACAUCACUCAACCAUCGAAACAUGUGAUCUUGUUUUAGAAGAAUAUAGAAAACCAAUACAAUUUAAAUUGGAGAUACCGACUGACAUCAAGAAAAUUAUUAAAAAUGAAGACGUUGAUUGUAAAAUUCUUGCAACUGUUACGGAUAUAACGAAAUCAAAGAAUGAUUUUUUUACUUGCCAAGUUCUCUGUCUAUCUGAUGGAAGGCUACCGAGUCUUAUUAUCCAUCGUGUUCAAAACCCAUUUAAAAUCUUUAAAAAGCGUGAAUGUAAAUUAAAUAUUGGGUGGAUGGUAAUCGGAUAUUAUAGAGAUUUCAAUUUUGAUUUUAGUACUCGAUUAAAGGUUCAGAAAAAUGAUUUUAAGGCACCAGAUACAGAUAAUCUAAUUGAAUAUGAUUCAAAAGUCCCAAUUUGUUUAGGAACUCCUGUGUUAAGCGAAUAUCCUAAAAAUGAAUCUCUUAUUAUCGGACAUUAUUAUUAUGUUCAAGAAGAGAAUAAUAAAAUUAAGGCAUGCCCAUUCGCUUAUUGUUUAAAGGAACGUCUAGUUGUAAAUUUGCCUGAAUUUACAUUUUAUACACUUAUAAUUACAAAUUAUCAUACCAUUAGUGCUUGUGAUACAAUUAUUCUUAAAAAGAAGGAAUAUAAUAGUUUUAAAUCAGUUUCUCCAAAAUUUGUUAGCAUAUAUUCUACCGAAAAAACUAAUUGUCUUUUUUUGAAACAAAGACAUGGGCAAGUAAAAAUUAAGAAAAUUGGUAACGAUAAAACAAGACCAUUGGUUAAGUGUGCAAUAUUUGAUCCAUAUACAGGGAGACAUUAG